GUUAUACCGGUAGUCCGGUUACUCCGGUAGGUAUAUUGUUUCUGCUGUUCUGCAUCGAUGAUCGAUGUCGUAGUGUGCCGUGUGGAAUGAAUAGGUACACUGUUUAUCCAUAAGCAACGUAUGGUGUUUACGUAUCUAUCUUCGUAAAGGCAUCCAAGAAUUUUUAAUGCUCGAAUGAAAUUAGGUUUUUGAGAUUAUUAACUAAUUAUAGGAAAGGAUUACCAACUAAAUUCUAAAUCCAAAUUGUAUUUAAUAGUAAUAAAACAAUUUAAAUACAAUAAUAUAGUCCUAUAGGCUAUAGCUUUGUGAUGAAGACAAGGUACAAAAGUACGAGAAUCAUCGAUUGGCCACACCAGGAAAAUUCUUCAGCGCCGACAUCACAAUGAUAUAAUAUGAUAUGGUCUAUUACGAAUGUGACAGGAAAUUAGCGCUAACGAGCUGCACCUAAACUGGACUUGGGAUUCUGACGUGCUGACAUUUGAUGUCAUGGCCGGCGGUAGCAUUCCUUCCAAGCGACCUCGACUGAUUAAUAAGGUCGUGUUCUGGUCUCUGUGUCUGCUGACACUGUUGCUUCUGACGCUCGAAAGCUACGGUCCCGAGGGCAUCGUACCGUAUGACUCUGCUGAUGUGCGAUUCAAAGCACCAGAGAUAUUCUUCGAGUUGUCCGAUGAAAUUGUUCUAUCCAGCGACGAGGCAUUAAAGUAUCACUACAACCGUUCCUCAACGGAUGAAGUAGCGAACACAGACAAGAUCGAUGUCUCGUACAUCGCUGACUUUGACGGAGUCAAGCCAGUACCUUUCAAUCGAUCGCUACUAAAAACCAUACUCGUCUGGAACAACGGCUACGGUCUGCCGGCUGAAGGUUUGGCCGACGGCGAUGAACGCGAGUUGGAACGCAUGGGUUGUCCUCAGCCCAAUUGCGUCAUAAUGUCAAGAAAGAAACAAGCUCAGCCUGUGCAGACUUACGACGCUAUUAUUUUCCACUUCAGGGCCACCACGCCAGACGACUUGCCUCUGAUGAGGACGCCUUCUCAACGUUGGGUUUUCCGUGAAUCGGAGCCUGCAUCUUACGUCUUCCAGUAUCCGCACACGUACAACGGCCUCUUCAACUGGACCUUCACUUACCGUACGGACUCGGACAUCGUCAUGAGCCCUGGCCGCUACAUUCCGCUGUCCAAAGAAGAAAUUUCGAAGCCCAAAUCAGCCCUCGAGACCAGGCCGCUGCCGAAGCCCAAGAUGGCUGCCUGGUUCGUUUCCAAUUGCAACGCACAUUCUGGACGAGACCGAAUCGCCCGACAGCUCGAGAAAUUCUUCGAUGUCGACGUAUACGGCCGGUGUGGGCCGCUCAAGUGUGGCCGCGAGGACUCGGUGAGCUGUCGUCGGAUGCUGGAAGAAAAUUACAAGUUCUACCUUGCCUUUGAAAAUUCUCUCUGCAAAGAUUACGCGACUGAAAAACUUUUCGAUACCCUUCGUAACCAGUACUUCGAAUGGAGGUCGAAGUUCAAAAUCUUCAACCCUUACCAUGGCAGCGUCGAGGAGAUCUGCCAUAUGUGCUAUAAAUUACAUCAUGAUAAAACCAUCAAAGUUUAUGAUGACUUGGACAAAUGGUUCAUCUAUGACAGCAAGUGCAAAACAUUGAAGUAUAAAAAUACGAAGCGAAAAUCAUGGUUGAAUAUGUUUGGUUUUUAGCUAUAGUUAUUGUUAGCAAAUUUCGUCGUGUUUAAUGUUAAAAAUCUUCUUCAAGAUUAGAUAACAUGUUCAUUGCUAGUGUGUUAUGAACGUAUUAGUUUCGUUCAUAUAGUACUACUACACUUACCAGGAGCUAAUACAUAACAAUUUAUGUUAAUUUUGUCAUAUCUGUAAACCCGCAAACUUCCAUCAGUGAAUCGAAUAUGAUAUUAUUGUCCAGUCUCGUAGAAAGCGACAAAAGCAUCCCACUAAGUUUCGUUGAAGACCAAGUUGUUACGAAUAUGAUUUUUAUGAAAUUUUAAUGAAUGAUAGCAGAAUUGCACUGCUGAACUGAGGCUGAAUUUUGUUGAAUUUUUGCUUCACAGAGUGCAUACAAUGUUACACGUUUUUAUCAGUUAGAUAGUUCAAUGCUGUCAACUGCUAAGUAAACUAUCAGUUGUCGGGGUCUCAUUUGUAUUGGACCGAAUGCUGAAAACUAUGUGUUCUUUCAUCAAGCGACUAACGUCUACAAAGUAUUGUCCAUUGAUCCAAGAGUAGUAUUUUUCGGAUGCAUCAAUUUAAAUGCUAACGUUGUUUUACUGCUUUUGUUUAGAUAUUGUGUUGUUUGUAGAUAUGGAAGGCAUUGUUUUUUUCGAACUACACUGCCGAAAGUUUUCAGGCUCUUGUUCAUCUUGAGACGGCUUGUCAAAGUCAAUUGGCAAUUAGGCCAGGGCCAUUGGCUCUUUUGCUUCAGAAAUUAGUUUUAAAUAUUUAUUGUGAUCACGGUAUCUUAAUCAUGCAGCAAAUGAUCAUUCCAUGAACUGCAACACAAAGUGAAUAUCCAAUAUUAUUCCUAUAUCAUUUUGCAAUUCAUGAUGCCGUAUCACACUGUUCUUGCAUAUUGAUUAAUUUAUAAUCAUUAAUUGAGAAUAUUUAGUCAUGUCUAUCAUUAAACAUAAUGUUUGGUUCGGUUAUUCGGUUACUAAUAAAACGUAAUUCAAGUUUCUCAUGUGCUCUCAUGUGGUAAUUCAGAAGGCUAUUUAAUAAGAAUUAUAAAGAUUGAGAAAUUUGUGUAAAACAGCACAUCUUGCAAUAUUUAAGGAAAAAAUUAUUGUUUUCAGCCACAAUUCCUAAUUGGGCAUACCAGUCAAUUAUUUGGGAUUGUACAAAUAUUACAUCUGUGCUUGAUUGGGACUAACCCAGUGAGUGUACACUAGCUCACCCAACAUAAUACAGGGUUAUUCUAAAUUAUGGACUUGAAGCAAUUAAUUCAUACUUAU
Messenger RNA from Hyalella azteca, 2948 nucleotides. RefSeq names its product alpha-(1,3)-fucosyltransferase C. The record is from RefSeq and is a predicted model, not a curated record. Gene Ontology annotation, molecular function: alpha-(1->3)-fucosyltransferase activity. Bases 487 to 1689 code for a protein of 400 amino acids. NCBI's taxonomy places the organism in Eukaryota, Metazoa, Arthropoda, Malacostraca, Amphipoda, Hyalellidae. Gene Ontology annotation, cellular component: membrane. The transcript has 9 exons.